GGCAAGGAGUCCUGUACAGGUCUGAGUGGACCCCCAGCAGAGUUUUGCACCUCCCUGGUCAUCCAGGUCUACCGCCGCCGAGAGAUGGAGUCCACAGCCUACACUGUCAAUCUGACCCUGAAAGAAGAGCAAGAAGAGGAAGAAAUUCAGAGCCGGGAACUAGAGGAUGGCCCCAUGGAUAUGCAGAAAGUGCGAAUCUGUUCAGAGGGUGGAUGGGUACCAGCCCUGUUUGACGAGGUGGCCAUAUAUUUUUCCGACGAGGAGUGGGAAGUUUUGACAGAGCAACAAAAGGCCCUCUACCGGGAAGUCAUGAGGAUGAAUUAUGAAACUGUCCUGUCCCUCGAAUUCCCAUUCCCAAAGCCAGACAUGAUCAGCCGGUUGGAACAGGAGGAGGAGUCUCAUAAUUCCGAUAAGUGGCAGCUGCAAAGAGGAACCUUCGCAGAAAAUGAAGAAUCUGAACUUAAGUCCCCAGACUGGGCAAACCCCGUACACACUGCCUCCCAGUAUCCCCCACCUCAGCACCUCGACAGAUUCAGCCUGCGUCUGCCUCGGUGCAUCACAGAGCUACCCGAGUGGAGUGAAGGAUACCCCUUCUACAUGGCCAUGGGCUUCCCAGGGUAUGACUUCUCAGCUGACGACAUAGCUGGGAAGUUUCAGUUCAGCCGAGGCAUGCGCCGAAGUUACGAUGCAGGGUUCAAGCUGAUGGUAGUAGAGUAUGCUGAGAGCACCAACAACUGCCAGGCUGCCAAGCAGUUUGGGGUAUUGGAAAAAAAUGUUCGAGACUGGCGCAAAGUAAAACCACAGCUCCAAAAUGCGCAUGCCAUGCGGCGGGCAUUCCGAGGUCCCAAGAACGGGAGGUUUGCUCUUGUAGACCAGCGUGUGGCUGAGUAUGUCCGGUACAUGCAGGCCAAAGGGGACCCUAUCACUAGGGAAGCCAUGCAGCUGAAAGCACUUGAAAUUGCCCAGGAGAUGAACAUUCCAGAGAAAGGGUUCAAGGCAAGUCUGGGUUGGUGUCGAAGGAUGAUGAGGAGGUAUGACUUGUCUCUGAGGCAUAAAGUGCCCGUUCCCCAGCACUUGCCUGAAGACCUCACUGAGAAGCUUGUCACCUACCAACGCAGCGUGCUGGCUCUGCGCAGAGCCCAUGACUAUGAAGUGGCACAGAUGGGGAAUGCAGACGAGACACCAAUCUGCUUAGAGGUGCCAUCCAGGGUGACUGUGGACAACCAGGGGGAAAAGCCUGUCUUAGUCAAGACACCAGGCAGGGAGAAACUGAAAAUCACUGCGAUGUUGGGUGUCUUGGCUGAUGGGAGAAAGUUGCCUCCAUACAUUAUUUUGAGGGGGACGUACAUCCCCCCUGGGAAGUUCCCCAGUGGGAUGGAGAUCCGCUGCCACCGCUAUGGGUGGAUGACUGAGGACUUAAUGCAGGACUGGUUGGAAGUGGUGUGGAAACGGAGGACAGGAGCUGCAGGAAUUGUGCCCAAGCAGCGGGGCAUGCUGAUCCUGAAUGGCUUCCGGGGCCAUGCCACUGACUCGGUCAAGAGCUCCAUGGAAAACAUGAACACUGAUAUGGUGAUCAUCCCAGGGGGCCUGACCUCACAGCUGCAGGUGCUGGAUGUGGUGGUCUACAAGCCACUCAACGACAGCGUGCGAGCCCAGUACUCCAACUGGCUUCUGGCUGGGAACCUGGCGUUGAGCCCCACAGGGAAUGCCAAGAAGCCACCCCUGGGCCUCUUCCUCGAGUGGGUCAUGGUUGCGUGGAAUAGCAUCUCAAGUGAGUCCAUCGUCCAAGGGUUCAAGAAGUGCCACAUCUCCAGCAACCUGGAGGAGGAAGACGAUAUGCUAUGGGAGAUCGAGGGCGAGCUGCCAGGAGCCGGGGAGCCACCAAAAGAAUGUGACACUGAAAGCAUGACAGAGGGCCACUGAAGGACGAGCUCAGAUAACCAGAAUCAAGUGCUACUGGCCUACUGGCCACACUCAUCCUAAGACAGCCUGCUUUCCCUUUUCCUUCUCCCAGAAGCACCUUGGCAUGUCAUGUGAUGGCAUGAGUAUUCAUCCACUGUCAAGUCAGUAAUCACUUAGAAGAUACUCUGGGAACAUCCUGGUAACUUCAGGCAAUGGAGAGAUGUGACCACAGCCCUGGGUGGAGGUGACUGAGAAUGCACACUAAGUCAGUCCUCAGCCUGCUGAGUGAGACGAGGCAAGCCUGUCAACCCUGAUUCUGCAGUAAACCUAUAGCUAAAAGACAAUUAUUUAAACUCCUGAAGGAGAAAUAACCUGGAAUAACUGACGUCUGAUCUCUAACAGCUUUUUUUCUGAUAGAAGUAUUUUUCUAAGUGAUGCUCAAUAGUAAAUGCUCAUGAUUUCCUAAUGAUAGAAGAGACGGCACACAGGACCCCACAGCUGGCGGUGGUGUCACAGCUGGAGCCAGCCUUCAGUGGAACAGAAUUUCAAAUCUUUCCAGGGCUCUUGAAAAUCCUACUUAUCCCUUCUACUUUUCUGCCUGACUUAACCCCAUCUCCCACUUUAGACGAUGAUUUCUUGAGAACUGGCAUGGGACACAGAUUUUACUUCAUAGCACAGACCUGAAGGAAUGAGGCAAAGGAAGUCCUCUCUCAUUCUGUGAUUCCACCAGGACUGAUGACGGCGUUAGGCCAGGUCCAGAGUACUGAGGAAUUUUCCAACUUGCAAUUUCUGUGCUCUACAGACCCCUCCAGAGGCUGCAACGCAGUGGCCGCAAGACAGGGUGGAGGCUCUGGCUGCUUGUCCCACCUGUCAACCCGUAAGACUUACACAUACUCUUUGGGCACCAUUAAAACUCUUGUCGGAAACAAAACGACCUCAUUCAUUCUGCAUAUCAGUUCAUUUCUUCCAGACUUUAAAACAUUCUUGAGGACUAUCUCACCAAAAUUCUGAAGGGCCUGACCCAAGAAUUCAAACUAAACUACUGAUCUUUAUUGUUACUCUUAUUCUACAUAUCCCGAAGAACAGAAGGCACACUCUAAUAGGAACCUGCCCUUCAAUCCCGUUAUAAUACAUUUUGUAGAAAAGUCUGCCAAAGUCUUAUAGUGCAGUUUUUUCUGUUUCUAUACAAGGUAAAUUCUUCAUGUUUAAUAAACCAAAAAAUUUUCUCCCAGAACAUUUAUUUGCCACUUUAAAGUACAAAAUCAAAUACACAGAUCCAAAUAUAUAAAGUAUAUACACGUAUCUAUAUAUCCAAUAUUUUAAGCUACUCAAACCCAUCCAUAAGCUCCAUCAAUAGUUUGAGUAAAACAACAUAUCUUUAAAAAAAAAAAAAAAAAAAGCUGGUUAUCAGUAACACUGUCAAAUGUAAAUUAUUUUUACUUUAUGACUUGAAAGGAUGGAAAUAGCUAUUUAAUAGGAAUAGAAUUACCAAGCAUAAAUCCAAUUUAUUCAAAUAGAUAACAUAUGCUAUAGAAAUUCCUAGAUAUGCCUAUCAAUCAGUCUUUGGACAGAUGAACUUGUUAUGGGAACACACAGGGAUGAAUUGCAUUUCCAGAGUUUUGUUUUGCUUUUGGUUUUAAAUGUAAAGAAAGGAUUUGACUUUCUAGUAGUACAGCCUUCCCAGAUCAUUUUCUAUAAAAUUAAACUGUCCGGGGAAUAUACGUAGCUAUUAAAAAUUAAAAUGGGUUAUUGAAGGAGGUAUGUGACUUUUAACACAGUAUAGGUUAUUUCAACUAGAAUGGAGAAGUGUAGUUCUUUAGGAGAGGCAGAAACUAUGACUUGCCAGGUACAAAAUAUCUGAUGUCAGUGAACCCAACAAUGUCCUGCUAAUCAUGAGAACUAAGCUACAACAGCGUCUUUAUUCCAGGAUGCCAUCUAUCUUACAUGCAGACCAAAGGAUAC
Octodon degus (degu) is the source of this 3864-nucleotide messenger RNA. It is a transcript of the gene Pogk, whose product is annotated as pogo transposable element derived with KRAB domain. NCBI's taxonomy places the organism in Eukaryota, Metazoa, Chordata, Mammalia, Rodentia, Octodontidae. Gene Ontology annotation, molecular function: DNA binding. The coding region runs from base 85 to 1923 and encodes 612 amino acids. The record is from RefSeq and is a predicted model, not a curated record. The transcript is spliced from 6 exons. Gene Ontology annotation, biological process: regulation of DNA-templated transcription. Gene Ontology annotation, cellular component: nucleus.